AUGGCAGCAAAUCAGUCCGAGAAGAUCAAUAUUCGUUUGCAUUAUUGGAAUUGUCGUGGACGAGUUCAAACGAUUCGUUAUAUGUUAGCUGAUAUUGUUGAAAAAUAUCCAAAUGUUGAAUAUAGUGAAACAUUCGAGUUAAUAGAAGCAAAAGGAGCAUGGCCGGCUAAGAAAAAAGAUGCAAAUAUAACGGGACCAUUUGGAAAUUUACCAAUAUUACAUUGGAAUAGUAAACAUAUCAUUGCGCAAACAUUUCCCAUUGGACAAUUCUUAGCAAAAAAAUUUUCAUUGUAUGGUAAAUCAACUGAUAAUGAUACAGAUCAAGAGCUUCAUAUGGCACAAAUCGAUGGCGUCGUAUCAUGUGCUUAUACAGAUGUGAUAUUAAAUAUGUUGCAAAGCAUUUGGUCUAAUGCUGAUUUUGAAGACAAAAAUAAUUCAGAAUAUCGUCUAGGUAUUAAAAUAACCGACAGUAUCAAAACCUUAGAUAAAUUGUUACAACAAAGCUCAACAUCCUAUUUCUAUAAUCAACAAGAGCCAACAAUUGCUGAUUAUUUCGUAUUUGAAUCUUAUACAUUAGUUCGAGAUGUGGCGAUCAAAUUAUAUCCAUCGAAUGAAUGCCAAGCAUUAAAUAAACAUGAACAAGCAAUGAAAUCACAGCCAGGAUUAAAUAAAUAUUUCAGGAAGAAUUUAUUAUUCGAGACAAUCACUGCUUCGCCAACAGAAGACGAAUGGAAACAAAAACAAGGAAAUAAAAACAAACAGUAA
Messenger RNA from Didymodactylos carnosus, 765 nucleotides. The record is from the annotation of a GenBank genome assembly. Lineage: Eukaryota; Metazoa; Rotifera; Eurotatoria; Philodinida; Philodinidae.